AUGUUCGAGAAAAAGUUCAACAUUGAAGUACAAACUUUACAGCCUUUACGUGAGUUUCUUGCACAACUGAAGGAAGAAGGUAGUCGGCCACAACUUAUAGACUUUCAUUAUGAAUUUAAUGAAAAUGAAGAUGGAACUCAUGACUGUCAAUUCAUUGUAUUCUCACCAUUCAAUGAAGUCGCUAAAAAGAAAGAAAAUCCAUUACGUAUAAGAUUUCAAAUCUCCGAACCAAGUGAUGAUUUUAAGAAUGUUUUCAAUUAUGAUGCAAUGCUUCCGAGGAAAAAUGAAUUUUCAAAGAUUGUAACACCUGGCAUUUGGGAUAGAAAGCAAGCAAUACUUUACUCUAAUAUAGCCAAAGGCGUUGAAAAUGAGUUCAUUGGUCAUACAAGAACUUCACCACUUCCUAACCCUAAAUACUAUAAAUUAACUGGCUUCAAUCGUGAGUUUUGGAUAGACAUGUUCUCCACUCAUGACCAUAACUGCCCAGUGUUCUUACCUCCAGACCAUAAGGACUGUCUCUACAUUGAAGCACAACUCUUAAACUCUACCAUCGCAGUAUUGUAA
Trichomonas vaginalis G3 is the source of this 564-nucleotide messenger RNA. RefSeq lists its product as uncharacterized. The record is from RefSeq and is a predicted model, not a curated record. The transcript has a single exon. Bases 1 to 564 code for a protein of 187 amino acids. NCBI's taxonomy places the organism in Eukaryota, Parabasalia, Trichomonadida, Trichomonadidae.